Molecule: messenger RNA, 1788 nt
Organism: Suillus clintonianus
Lineage: Eukaryota; Fungi; Basidiomycota; Agaricomycetes; Boletales; Suillaceae
Exons: 6
Source: RefSeq, a predicted model, not a curated record
AAGCUGGAUAGCAAGGUGCUUGCUAAUCACGAGGAUCCUCGCUAUGUGGACUUGUCAGACCCCAAAGACACCCGGAAGGGUGGUGCAAAGACUCACCCUCUGCUUCUCGAAGGCUCGAUGCGAUGCUAUGUGCUGCAGAAGGUGAAGCAAAUUUUUCGUUGCAUUGCUAGCAAGGGAUGCAACACCACAUGGGCAACACCACGAAACAAAGAACGGAUCCUGGACCACUUGUCAAAAUGUGGCUGGCUUGAUUCUGACCUGCGGAAAAGAGCAAUUAGCGAGCUCGGGAAGAACGCGAUUGGUCCUCCCGCACAUAUCUCAUUGGAAGAUGAUGAGAGCCACACUACCACCGCUGAUGAUGGUGGGAAGCGACUCAAAUCAGGCUCAAAGGGUGGGAAGCUGCCAGUCAAAGCAUACAUUGGAGAAGGGAGGAAGAUCUUGAAGGAGAAUGGUGAAUACGCGAUCAUGAAGUACCUUGUCUGUUGUGGAGUUCCACCAACAGUUGUUGAUUCCGAAGAGUGGAAGGAGCUGAUGGCCGUUCUAAACCCAAACUUCAUUUCUCCCAGCUCUUCGACUAUUACCUCACAUCUGAUAGUCGACGAGGCUGCUAAAAUCACCAUCGCUAUUGAACAAUACCUUGGCGCAUCACGGAACUUGACAAUCACAUUCGAUGGAGGCAAAAUCAGACAUCCGAAGUCUUUCUACUCUAUCCAUGUCACGACCGCAGAUCGGCGAUGCUUUUGCAUGGCAUUGGAUGACGGUUCUCGUCUAUCACACUCGGCAAAUUACAUUGUCAUUCAACAGGUCCGAACAAUAUUGGCACAUAUGAGUCGCUCAAGCUACACAAUGGAGCAUUAUGAUCAGAAACGAGCUGAUCUUGGAAUCUCUCGUGGGCUGGAAGCCAUUGGUGACACUCGCUUCGGCACUAUUUACUGGGCAGCACUAUCUAUCCAACGUGGAUUACCAGCAUUUCAGGCUGUCGUUGAAGAUACUGAUCUUGGUAUUGACAUAGCAUCUCUUAAUGAUAUUUUCGUCCCGGGAGGUGCAAAAUUGAACUUCGAACUCGAGCUCUCCAAGCUUCUUGCUGUUAUUGGGCCGUGGGCCAAAGGCACGAGAUGCCUCGAGGGUGCACACGUCACACCCGACCAAGUUUACUUUGUAUUUCUUGGCAUCUUAGCUCAACAUGAAGAAGACUUCCGCAAGAAUGAGUUUCGACUUCGAAAUAGUACCAUCGGGAGUGUUCGUCGAAUCGCGAAUGCCAGAUUUGAUGAACUCAUCAACGAGACUCCUCAGAUGCACGAUGUUUAUAUAGCCUCGUUCGUCCUUAACCCAAUGUUUCGUAAUGCUCCAGUGUAUAAACAGGCCAUUCCGCUCGCCAUAGACCCCAUCCUGAUCAAUCGAAGCAAAGACAACAUCACAUGUGCAUCAAAACCUCCCCCCGAAAUGUCAAAGCGAGCUGCUCUCAGCAUUCAAAAAAUUUUGCAGCGCGAGUAUGGCAAUGUGUACGACGCUGAUGAAUAUACCAACCCAAAAGCCGAGAUGCAACGUCGGAACCCUGCACUUGCACACCUAACUCCAGCGGAAGCCCUCGCUCGUCUUCAGAGUCAGCUGAAGGCUUAUUUCCGUGCCGAAGAUCCAUUCAACCGCAAGAUGCGCUCGAAUGAAAGCCCGCGUGAUUACUGGCGAGCACUCUUAAAAUCAGGAGACGAACUCGCUGAUGUACUUCCGAUUAUUGCAAUCAAAUUGUUCUCCGCAGUUCCAAUUUCUAUGGCAGACGAACGCACUAUG